Messenger RNA from Zingiber officinale, 789 nucleotides. RefSeq lists its product as uncharacterized. The record is from RefSeq and is a predicted model, not a curated record. Lineage: Eukaryota; Viridiplantae; Streptophyta; Magnoliopsida; Zingiberales; Zingiberaceae. The transcript has a single exon. Bases 1 to 789 code for a protein of 262 amino acids.
AUGGUGAUUCUGUUCGUAGGAAAUGUGAAGUUGCUGACGAGAUUGAUUCAGGAUUUCGCCGGCGCCGACGCCGGCGGCCGCAAGGCGCAAUGCAUCACCGAGAUGAUGGCCGUCCUCGGCGACAUGCAGUCGCAAGUCCAGAAGGCCAACGUUCCACGGCGGCGAGAGGCCGAGCUCCGCCGCUGCAACACCGACCUCCGCCGCGGCGCCCCGCAACGGGACAGGGCCAAGCCCCUGGACCCAGCCGCGAGCGACACUCCCGACGUCCAGAAGCUCCGCCGCGAGCUCUUCUCCUCCUUCAACGCCCGCCGGAACCAGGAGAGGAUGUGCGCCAGCCUCUCCAGGGAGAAGGAAUUCAUCGCGACGGAGCUCGCGCGCAAGGUGCGCGAGCUCGGCGAGGCGGAGGAGCUCGUAGAGGACCUCCGCCGGCAGAACUCCGUGCUUCUGGAGAAGCUCAAGGCCUGCGCGCCCGGAGAGAACGGGGAUGCAGGCGACGGAGAGGCGCGGAGUCAUAACUCUGCUCUGCAGGAGCGGAACAAGGCGCUGACGGAGCAGCUGCUGAGGUCGGUGGACGCGGGGAGGGUGAUGAAGCGACGGCUGGCGGAGGUGCAGGAGGAGAACGCAAGGGUGGCCGAAGUGACUGUGGCGGUGGCGAAGUCGGUGGGCAGAAUACGAGAAAAGUUGAACGCCGGCUGUGCAGAGGUGGAGGAGGAGGUGAAGUCGCUGGAUCGGGUGCUGAUUGGCUUGCAGGGGAAGCUCCUGAAGUUGCACCAACGAAAAGGGAAUUAG